Molecule: messenger RNA, 1315 nt
Organism: Stegostoma tigrinum
Lineage: Eukaryota; Metazoa; Chordata; Chondrichthyes; Orectolobiformes; Stegostomatidae
Product: CD209 antigen-like protein C
Exons: 6
Coding region: 217-1098 (293 amino acids)
Source: RefSeq, a predicted model, not a curated record
CCGUCUGCGCAGUGGGGCGACAGAGAACGGAUUUCGGCUCACCGGAGACAGGGGGAAGGAUUGCGGGCGGGAGCCCGGCGCGGAGGAUGCGGGCCGGUUUCUAGAGGUGGGGGCGGGGAAGCGCUCCCCGGAGCCAGAUCGCGAGCCACCCGGAGAGGGCGGAGCUGGGGCUCUCCCCCCCCUGCCCCACCGCGAGGGGAGCGGACGUCCUGCCGCAUGGCGGACGAGGAGGAGGAGGACUGGUACCAGCGGAGGGACGAGGACAGCUCACUGGAGGACGAGGCGCGGCCGAGGGGCCCACUGACGUGGGACGAGAGGAGGCACAGGUCGCGCUGGGAGGAUGAUGAGACCAGCGCGGAGGACACCGCGACCUCGCCGACCGAGUCGGAUGAAGGGACCUACUGGCAGAUGUUGUGCGGCAGCCCCUGGAAGAAGGUGGCAAUCGGAUCGCUGACCAUCGCCGCGGUGUGCGCCAUCAUCUCCGUUAUCCUCUACAGCGAAGGUACCCGGAUGAGGAGGGAGCUGGUCUCUAAGCAGGUUGCCCUGGACUACGCUCUUAGCAACUACAGCGAUGCCAGGGAGUCCAUGAACCGGCAACUCUCUCCUUCUGACUGUGUUCAUUACGAGGAUACCUUCAAGAACUGGAUCCAAACCUUCUGCAGGAUCAUCAAUUGUACCAGCGAUCUGUGCCACAAGUCCUGGGCCCCGUACCAGGGCCACUGUUACUACUUCUCCAGGACUAUCCUGGGCUGGGAGGAAAGCCGCCAGAACUGUAUCUCACAGGGCGCGGAGCUCCUGGUCGUACAGAGUGAGGACGAACAGGAAUUUGUGUCGGAACAUAACCGGAGCCGGGCCUACUGGAUCGGGAUAAAGGACAAUCCGCUAGAAGCGACGUGGACCUGGGUGGACGGGACCACCUUACGGGAGAACCUGAUGUUCUGGGACCAAAACAAGCCGGACAGUCAUUUUGACUAUGAGCUGGAGGCUUUCAGGAACUGCGUGUACCUGCACCGAGGGGGUUGGUCAAACGCAGUCUGUAGCAGCCCCCAGUACUGGAUCUGCAAACGGAGGUCAGAACCUCCCCCGAUGAACUUGUGAGGGAGAGGCACCCCUCGCCACUCCCUCCCGCCCCGCGAUUGGGUGUGGUUGGGCUUCGGUGGCGGGGGGAAAGACGGGGGGCAAACGGCGACUUCCCGACCCGAGAGGCCUCGUGGACCAUUUGGCUGCGGGAGACGGACGGCAGAUCCACCCCUACCCCUCGCAGCAGCUCCACCAGGAAUCGAAAGGAGCCGGGGGGGGGUUAUGGGGAGAUUGG